Trypanosoma brucei brucei TREU927 is the source of this 3342-nucleotide messenger RNA. RefSeq lists its product as hypothetical. Gene Ontology annotation, cellular component: cytosol. The transcript has a single exon. The record is from RefSeq and is a predicted model, not a curated record. Gene Ontology annotation, molecular function: DNA-binding transcription factor activity. Bases 1 to 3342 code for a protein of 1113 amino acids. Lineage: Eukaryota; Euglenozoa; Kinetoplastea; Trypanosomatida; Trypanosomatidae.
AUGAGCGACUCCAUGGGUGAGGGACAGGACCUUGUUCCUAUGACCCUUCCGGUGCCGGAGGUUAUGCACGUCUCUGAACUUGAUGUUACGGGACCGCUGCAACCUGGUGAUGACUGCGCACAGAAGUCGCUCUCGGGUAAUCUUCCGGAUAAAUGCAUGUCUGUUUCAUUUGCCAAAAGCUUGAGCGGCGUAGACCUCAGCAUUUUGACACGUUCGGCGGGAAAUGCGUCUCACACCUCUAUCCGAAGUGGCAGUCGUGCGAGGGGGGGCAAUACAGAAUCUUACGAACUCGCUGCUGUCAUGGUUAGAUCGUACCCACUCAUGACCGUUGAGGGAACGGCGUUUUUAAACACAACACGGCCUCCAAGCUCGCUGGGGGGAACAGAGCCAUCCGUGAGUCUUCGGCAAGAUGCAGGCAGUCCCUCUGGGGUUGCUACCGACGAUGAACCUCUGGGGGAGAGUUGCGUAAACUUGGCUGAAAGUGGUGAGCACAGUCGGACGUCCGCCAAUGUGAUGGCAAUCGCCACUAGUCUCAAGCGUGCUUGCAUGUGGCAGGUCAUAAUUACAAACUUUUUAGCGCACCGCGCGUGGAUGGAAGCAUUUCGCCGAAACAAACUGAGAUCAGUUCUUGAGGUGCACCUUCUUCCCGUGAUUCUCCGGAGACGUGGUAGAAUGAAUUUGUCAGGACGGUUUACGCGGAGGGUCUGUGUUCAAAAGCCUGAGCUAGUGAGUAGAGAUUCGACUGAUUUAUUGCAAGGCACGUACCUCUACGACACCGUGCCCAUCCUAAAGACCUUGAGAAACGUAAAGUUCUGUGAAGCACUUACGGAGACUGUUUUGAAAUACCGCUACAGCUGCGGCCAAGCAAUAGCAAGCAGCGGGAAUCCGGAGCAGAACGCUUUAUAUAUUCUCGUCUCCGGCAAGUGCGAUGCCAUCACCCCAGCAUCGGAGACAGGUGGAAAGGUGCGACGCCGACGUCUCCAACCAGGUGAAACAUUCGGUGGGCUAUUUGGUGGUAAAGCGAUAUUCACAGAUGUAUAUAGAGCCAUAUCUACCUGUGUGGUGUAUGUUAUUACUAGAGAAAAGUUUGAAGAGUUGUUUUCUCAGUACGCUGACAGCAGUAUGAAGGAAACAUUCCUUGGUGCGUUACGCGACCACGAGAUGGUGCGCCUAAAAAGGUUACACCCUCUACCCCAGUGCAUAGCGCGCGUUCCCAUAUACCGUAAAAGUGAGCAGCUUGCAGGACAGGUCAACGAAUACAUUAAGGGGUUCACACCAUUGGUGCUUUUACAAGGAGAUGUGCUCUUUGAGCAGGGAGAUCCUCCCGGCGAUGUGUUUUGCCUCAUUGAGGGGUAUGUCCUGCGCGAGCAACUUGGUCCAGACAUGAAGUACGAAAGCGGCACUCGGCAGGUUCUGGCACCGAACGAGCCGAACAAUAACUUCGCACUGAGCACGCGGUUCCUGCUAUUGGGAGAGGAGCCGCACAUAUUGCCGGGUCCGCUGCGCUACCGCUGCACUGUUGCCAGUCGUGCUGCUCUCUUUUUCAAGAUCAAUAGCGACAGCUUUGUGAAUAUGCUACUGGAUGACGCUAGUCUACUCAUUAGGCUUCGGCAAAAGUACAAGGAACAACUGCAGCAGUGGAUGCGAAUUGCUCCCGAGGCACUCAGGCAAGUUCCCAUGUUGGGGGAGAUGCCACGACAAAAUCUUAAUACCAUCAUUCACGCUGCGGAACCGCGUGUGCUCGAGCGGUACGUUGCUGUGUGUGAGCCAGCUCGCGUCAUCCGGGAGAUUUAUGUGUUAACGAAGGGCGAUGUACGGGACCCGCGUCAAUUUGAUCAUGUGCCAACGCAACCCCCCUCAUUACCUCCCACGGAAAGCGAGUCUGUAGAGGAAGAGGCCGCGGGGAAGCAGCGAAAGGAAAAGGUCACCAAACGUGUGCCCUCCCCACGUGAAAGAAACUCUAAGGCUCAGAAAACGGCCCAGCAACCUGUAUCGCCGCUGAAGGAAGGCCGUCCGCGGAAAGGAAACAGGUCUGUUGCAUCACUCGUUUGCAAAUACACCGACGAUAAUGCAGUUCAAUGGAGUUUUGAAGAGAAUACCGAACUGCUGAAGGCUACAAUUUAUCCCGAUGAGCGGCAGGAAAUAACACCGCCACUUCCAUUAAACCCGGAGAGGAAUAUUAUCUGCACCAUCGGUGGCGGAUGGGAAGGCCUUCUACUGGAGAAGUGGCCUACCGGUUGGGAGACGACGACAACGGUGGAACUCUGGGCCAUACCGACACUGGCCAUAAGGACGGAGUUCAACACUUUCCCCAAGGCGGCUCAAAAUUCUAUUCUUCGUUGCAUUGGUGAAGUGCAAAUGCGGGAGCUCGAUCUUCCCACCCCGCCGAAGGUGAAGCUUCCACCAAUGAGCAUCUACACCCCAAUCGAAAAGCGGCUAACGAAACCCGGUUUGAAUGUUGACAGGGCCCCCCUUCGUUCACCGCGUAAUGUUGGAGGAAGUGGAGCCUCGCACGACCGCUCCACCGCCGGAACCACAAGCAAAAUUGGGCGGCAGCAGGCUGAUGCUGCAAAUUCACAAUCCAGUUUUACGACGAGGUCGUCGUCAUUUUUCUCCGUUGACAUCAGCACCGUGAAGCCUCCGCCUUCUGCGCUGACAUCCAACAGGGAUCCCAAAACCAUGUCACCUAAACCGGCUGCAGUAGACACAAAGGUCCCCACGGUUCCGAAGACCCGCAAACAAUUGGCACAGGUAACCGCGGCUGAGUCGGCGCCUGUUGAACCUCGCAAAUCCAAGGCAGUGCCGGCCUCGUUGCUGUUGUUCCAACGGUUUUCCAAGAAAGUGACUGAGGAACCCCCAAAGAUCACACCGGAACUGCGAGCCAUGUAUGCUGGAGAGAAACCACAAAAAGGAAUUGUACGUGAGUCGCCUCUCAUAGAAGCUGACAAGCGACGAAGUCAUAGUUGUCUGCCGACGCUGCCCAUAACAGCUUCUGCAUGGCCGGUGUUGGCUGGAAGGAGGAAGCGGUGGUUUCCGAUGGUACCCACGUUUGCACCCCUUCCGGGAACCCUGGACAACGCGAACAACAAGGUGGAUCCGCCUCAUUUGGUCCCUAACACCUCCCACAUGGUUAUGCGUGAGAAGGGUUAUAGGGAUGUGCUGCAGUCACAAGUUGUUUAUUUUACUUCGCUAGCAAAUAGCAAAGCCUGUGAGGACCCAACGUACCUCUCGGUCUCCCCAUGUACAACUGCAAGGUCCCGUUCCUCUCGUCAUGGUGGGUCCACAGCAGCUCACAUUGGUGCGGUACUGCCAACGCCUGGCCGGCAUGCAUACAGCUCUUAG